Molecule: messenger RNA, 11161 nt
Organism: Chlamydomonas reinhardtii
Lineage: Eukaryota; Viridiplantae; Chlorophyta; Chlorophyceae; Chlamydomonadales; Chlamydomonadaceae
Exons: 47
Coding region: 159-10748 (3529 amino acids)
Molecular function (GO): protein binding
Source: RefSeq, a predicted model, not a curated record
GCUAAUCUAAGGAAUGGACCAUGACCUAGCGACUUGAGUGCUUACAACUUCAUUUCAGGCUUAUGGUUAUUUUCAGGCAAAGACAUUUCUCACCUUAAUUAUGGUGACAUAAUUCAAACUGCCCGUCAGGGCCUCUCGCGCGUAUUUGGUCUUGGGCCAUGGCACAUUUCAACAGCGUGGACCGCGAGUUCGUGGUCCGCAAGGACCUGGACGACGACGGUACCGGCGCGGUCACUCUUCGGGUCCGCCCCUAUGAUGGCUGGCAUGACGUGCAGAGCCUCAUCUACAACGCGCCGGAGCUGCCCAUAAAGCGGCCUGAGGAUGAGGAGCUCUACGAAUACGAAAUUGAGGCGGUGCUGCCGCUAGCGCUGCAGUCAGACGCGGGCGCCGGCGAGCCCCCGCCGGAGCCCGACCCGCUCGCCGCGCUGUUGGGGGCCGGGACGCCCAAGCCACGGGCGGAGCCGCAGAAGCGUGUGCGUGUGAGCGAUGAGGCGAGCUGGCAGAAGCUGCAGCGCAUGAUGCCCUGCACGCCCACGGACCUUAUGGGGGUGACGCUCCGGAGCAGCGCGGGCAAGGCGCGCAGCGGCGCCUACGUCUUGCAGCUGCAGGGCUAUCACGGGCUGUGGGAAAUGGCGGUCAUCACCUCGGGCGCGCCGCCGCCGCACUACGGCCCCGGUGGUGGUGGCGGGGGUACCGCAGCAGCAGCCGGCCGCGCCGCCGGCUCCUCCACCGGCGACGGCAGCGAGGACUGGUUCAACACGUAUGGCGGCAACGGCCACGGCAACGGCAACGGCCACGGCAACGGCAACGGGCACGGGCAGGGGCACGGGGGGCCUGACGGCCACGGGGGGCCGCAGCCGUUCGACGGCGUGUGGUCGGAGUCUGACCUGCAGCAGCUGACGGCGUGCCUGGGGUCGGUCAUGCGGAGCGGCGCGGCGGAUCGCGUGGGCGCCGCCGCCAGCGGCUGCUGCACCCUGGCGGCGCUGUGGUGGCUGCUGCGGCAGCCCGCGGCCAAGCUCAGGGCCGCGCCGGACAAGCCUGCGGGGGGCGGGGCAGUGGGCGGCGCGGUCGUGGCGGUGACGCCAGAGCCGCCGGAGGCGCCGUCGCCGGGCCCUGGUGACGGGCCUGGUGGUGGUGGUGGUGGUGGUGGGGGUGGUGGGGGUGGUGGCGGUACAGCCAAGGCGAAUCAGCAGCCGGCCGCGUUCCGCCUGCAGCUGCGGAGGAAAGACCGAGGACCCAAGGCGGGCGCGAAUGCCGCGGGGGGCGCCGGCGGCGGCGCGGGCGGAGCGGCCACGGUGCUUCAGGCGCUGCUGUCGCCUGGCAGUGCCGGUCUGCCGGGAGCAGUGGCGGCGCUGCUGCGUGACACGGUGGCUCGAGUGGGCGGCGCUGGCCGGGCGCUGCUGCGGCAGCACAAGGCGCACCACUACGGCUUGUCGGCGGUGUGGGGCGUGGGCGUCUUGUCGGAGCUGUUGCGUGUGCCGUCGGUGCGCAAUGAGCUGAUGGCGGCGGCGCAGGCCGGCGCCGCCGCCGUGCCCGUCGGCGCUGCCAGGGCCAGCGCCGUCAGCGACGCCCCAGACGCCGCCGCCGCGGCCGCGGGGGCGGCUAUUGCUGGCUUCUCGCCCGCUGUUGCUGCCGCAGGCCAGUCGCAGUCGAGGCGGCGUGUGGGCAUGAUUGCCGGGGAUGCAGCGGAGGCGGGUGGCGGAGGUGGUGGCGGUGGCGGUGGUCGCAGGGGCGGCCUGGCCCAGGGCGGUGGAGGUGGCGGGCCGGCGGCCGCCAACUCGCUGGGGCUGGAGCUGGAGGAGGUGUACGGUCUGCUGCUGUCUGUGGCGGCGCUGCCGGCCUGGCUGUCGGCCCGGGCCGCGGCGCCGUGGGAGCUGCGGCCCAUGCCUUUACAGCAGGCCGCCACAGUCAUCCAGUCCACCCUGCGGGCGCACCUGGCCAGGAGGCAGAUACAGGCUCUGCGGGAGCAGGUCGCCAACGUCAUGAAUACCAUGCGCGCUGUGUCGCGGGCUCCCGCCUCCGGCCCCGCGGCGCAGAUGCUGCAAAAGGCUGGGCCCGCCAACGCCCUACCGGGCCCGGCAGCCAGGAAGGCGGGGCCGGGCGGCGGAGCGGAGGCGGGGCCGGGCGGGGCAGCAGCGGCCGUGCCGGGUGGCCGGGCUGGGGGGUUGACGGCGGCGCAGGAGGCGGAGCUGGCGAGCAUCACGGGCGCCAUCACGGGAGUGGAGCACUACUUCGACUUCGCCUCCGCGCCCGGGCACGCGGGGGUGGCUGCGGCCGAGGCGCUCCUGGCGCUGCUGCAGGGCGGCGGCCUGUUGGCUCGGGAGCACUUCUCGGCAGUGGCGCCGGCCGGCGCACUUCUGCGCCUGCUGGACUGCGUAGUGGUGCCGGCGAGGGUGGCGCACCUGGGACUGGUCAUUCUGGCCCAGGUGCUCAAGCCGGGCGGCGGCGCCGACGCCUUCUUCCGCGGAGCCGCCUCAGCAGCCGGCGGCGGCGGCGGCGGCGGCGGCGGCGGUGGUGGCGGCGGCGGCGGCGGCAGGCAGUCACAUGGUCUGCUGGCAGGGCUGAGUGGAGGGCAGGGCGGAGGCCACGGCCACGGCCACGGUCACGGUCAAGGACCGGCGCCGCACUGCGGUAUCGGGCUCGUGCUGGAGCUGCUGCGUGUGCUGGGGCCUCUGGCGGCACUGGAGCCCACCGAACGAAUGCUCAGGUUUGGCCCCACCGAGAGCCGCCCCUUCCCUGGCUUCCGGCUCAUUGGCACCGGCGCGCCCUCCCAGCGCCUGUACCACCCGCCGCCGCUUGUGGACUGGCGCUGGAGCAACCAGGGCAGCGAGCUGUCCGUGCACGCGGCGGCGGCGGCCUGGGGCGUGGCCGCGCAGCUGGCCAGCCUGUGGGCGGCGGAGGGAGCGGCGGGCAACAAGAAGCUCAGCGGAGCCGCAGCAGGCCAGGCUCCAGGAGCGGGUGGCCGUGUCGGCGGCGGCGCAGCAGGCGCAGCCGGCUUUGGAGGUGGCGCCGUGAGCGCAGCCGCGGCGGUUGCCGCCGCCGCUGCGCCGCAGACACCUCUUGAGAAGGCGACCCACAAGCUGUUGACCAUGGCAGUGACAGGCCUGAGCUCGGGCCGUGUGGGUCCGGGCACACACAUCAUCCUGUGUGGUCUGGUGACGGUGGCGGCGGAGGCGGCGGCCGUGCCGUAUAUGGCACGUGCGGGUCUGGUGGACGCAGGCACCAGACUGCCGCCGCCGCCGCCGCCAGCCCAGGCGGCGGCGGCGGCGGCGGGGCAGGGCGCAGAGGGUGGUGCUGCUGCUGCAGCCGCCGCGGCUAUGGGUGGCGGUGCGGGCGGGCCGGCUCUCAGCCUUGCUUCUGGACCCAGCCUCCGCAACAUGCCGAGCCGCCGGCAGCUGGGCGCCGGCACCAGCCGUCGCUUCAGCGCUGCCGCGGCCGCGGGCACCGGCGACGGCACCGGCGGCGCGGACGGCGGCGGCGCGGAGGAGUUCGACCCGGAUGAGGACCCGCGCAAGCGCGCCGCGCGGGCGGCCAUGAAGGCCGGCCACACCUCGCUGCCGGGAUACGUGGGCAUCGCGCCGCACCCUCGCGGCCUGGUGGGGCUGCUUGUGGACAGCGACGCCCCCGGGUUCAUGGAGGUGGCUCUGGGGCUGAUGGGGUUAGUGGCGCAGCACGGCACGCCGUACGACCCGGUCAAAGGCGGCGCGCCCGGAUCCGGAAUCGGCGGCGCCGGCGACCAGGCGGUUGGAUCCGGCGGACCCGCCGCCUGGGCCGCCGGCGGCUGGGGCGGCGUGGCGCCUGGCGGCGGUACGGCUGGCGGCGGCGGUGGCGGUGGCGGUGGCGGCGCCGCCGGAGGUGGCGGCGGCUUUGCUGCGUAUGCGGCAGCUGCCGCGGGGGAAAGCGGGGCGGACGGGCUGGGGUCGGGGGCGCCAGAGCUGGAUCACGGCGGCAUACCGGCACGGCGACUGCUCAUGGCUGGCGGCUGGGGCAGCGCCUGCAGCUGCCUGGCCACAGCCGGCAGCAUGUGCCCCUCUGUUCCCGGCCUCACCGCCGCCACACUCAUGUUCCUAGCCAAGGAGGUGUACCUGUGGUCAGAGGUUCUAACGGCACAGGCGGCCCGGCGCAUAGCGGCGGAGGCGGCGGAGGCGGCCUCCCCCCGAAAGGCGGCGCCGCGCCGCCGCCCCCGCGUGCGCAUGGCUGGGGGCGGCGAUUCGCCGCAGCUGGGGGGCGGCCUGUCACCGCUGCAGAGCCUGGAGGUACAGCCGACGCUGUCGCUGGACCUGGCGGGGCUGCAGCUGACAGACCACCAAGCAUCGGGCGCCGUCAGCGGCCCCGCCACGGGGCGGGAUGACGGGCUGCCGGGGCCGGGCGGCAGGGCGGCGGACGGCAGGCCUGGGUCGCCGGAGCAGGGGCCUCAGGGGCGCCCGCCUCGGGCGCACCACCACCACGGACACCACCACGAGGAGGACGCGCUGGGCCUGGAUCCGGAGCUGGGCGCCUGCCCCCCCGAGGUGGAGUCCCUGUUCCGGUGCCUGCUGGGCGGUCCGCACGCCGGCAAGCCUGGCGGAGGAGGAGGCGGCGGCGCCUUUGGAGCGGGGGGCCGGCGCGAGAGCCGCGCAUCAGAUGCAUCGGGGCGGGGCGGCGCGCCUGAUGACGAUUUCAAGACACUCACGUCGGCGCUGCAGGUGCUGACUCAGCUGCUGGGCCGCCUGGACCACCGGCUGCUGCAGCACACGGCGCUGGCGGUGUUCCACCUGGCGGCGGUGCCGCUGCUGAGGAACCCGCUGGGCAGGGCGGGCGUGGUGGCGGGGCUGGUCACCGCCAUGCGCCGGUGGUACGACCUGCCCCCCAGCGAGCAGCGCGCCUUCCGCGCCACCGCCGAGUGGGCCAUGGCCGCGCUGGUGCGGCUCACCGCGGAGCCGGGCGGAGACAGGAACCGCUACAGGCUGGCGCAGGCCUAUCGUGACGACGCCGCGGCCGCGGCUGCGGCGGGCGGGUCCAACGCCGCAAAGAGCAUCUUCAGCGGCUUCGGCUAUGCCAUGACUGAGGUGCCCGGCAGCGUCACCACAAAGCGUGCCGGCCGUACGGGGGACGAGCUGGUUGCGACCACCAAGUGGGGUGGCGGCUGGGGCUGGGGCGGCGGCGGCCAGGGCGGCGGCGCGGCGGCGGGCAGCGGCGCGGAUGCGGCCAAAAUGGCGGCGGCUAGUCGAGGCGCCGGCGGCGAUGACGAUGACGACGAGCUGGCUCGCGAGCUCGCCGCCGCCAGCACCGGCCCUAAGUCCGCCUCCGACCCCAUCGGCCUGCUGGUGCAGCUGACGGCACUGCGCAGCCGCAGCCGCUCAAGCUACAUCCACAUAAAGCUGCCGGCGCUGCUGCUGCUGCGACAGUUCGCCGGUGAGCGGCUGUACCGGGUGCGGCUGGUGACGGAGGGCGCGGGCGGCGCACUGGCGGCGGUGGCCAACGACUCGGCCUACGACGGCAUGACGCGCGCGGCGGCGGCGGCGCUGUGGAUGGAGGUGAGCCAGACGCCUGAGGGCCGCGAUCCGCGCUGGUGGAGCGCCAUGGCGGAGAGCACAUCAGCCUCCGCAGCAGCCGGAGGCGGAGGCGGCGGCUCUGUGAGCAGCAGCACGCCACGCUCCGCCGCCGCCGCCACGGACGCCACGGGCGGCGCGAGCGGCGAGGCGGCUGCGGCUGCGGCGGGCGGGGAGCCGGCGCGGCUGCGCGCGCUGAGCCGCAUGAUCGUGAGCAUGCUGGGGAGCGUAGAGGCGGAGCAGCAGCUGGUCGGGGCGCGCGCGGCGGCAGGCCUGUUGUGUGAGGGCGACGCCGCCAAGGCGGUGUUCCUCGGCUGUGGCGGGCUGGCAGCGCUGCUGGCGGUGGCGGGGCGGCCGCUGGUGACGCCGGGUGUGCAGGCGGCGGUGUGCACGGCCCUACUCAACCUGUCCAGCUACGUGCCGGCGCAGGUGGACCUAGCCACCCGCUGCGCCCGGCUGCUGCUGCACGUGAACGCGCGCUUCACCGGCUACCACGGCUACCUCAUCACGCAACAGGGCCUGGCGGCGGCGGCACGGGCCAGGCAGCUGGCGGCCGACGCCGAGGCGCCGGCGGCGGAAUUCGCCCACGGCGUGGCGGGCAGCGGCGCGGCGCAGCGGCGGCAGAGGCAGCAGCACCAGGCGGGGCGCAGGAGCAGCCUGGCGGGGGGUGGCGGUGGUGGAGGAGGAGGAGGUGGAGGAGGAGGCAGCCCGGGGGAAAACAGCCUGGGUGGCGGCGUGGCGGAGUCGGUGGCGUCUGCGACGCCCACGAUCGAGCUGGAGUCCCUGGGGUCGGUGGAGGAGGUGUUGUACAGCAGCAGUGGCGCGCUGUACAACCUCAGCCGCCACCCCGGCAACCGCCAACUGCUGUACCGGCUGGAGCUGGAGGUGCGGACCCGCGGGGCACUGGCGGACGUGGCGGCGGACGUGGCAGCCAGGCCGCCGCGUGUGCCGGGUCUGUCCCGACCUGACGCCGCCGCCGCGCUGCUGUCCGGGCAGCUUCGGGCCGAUUCCGCGCCGCCCGCGCCCACCGGCCGCCGCAGCCUCGCCUCCGGCCUCACCGCCGCAGAGGCGGCCGAGGCGCGCCGCCGCGCCAACAAGGACGCAUCCAACAUGGGCUUUGGCGGCGGAGGCGGCGAUGGCGAGGACGAGGAUGAGGAGGGGCCGUACGGUGGAGAUCUGGCGGGCGGCGGCGCGAGCGCGUACGGCGGCCGCGGCGCUUUUGUGCCGUACUACAUGCGGCACGAGGUGGAGCGUUACGUGUCGUACGGGUCGUACCUUCAGGAGAUGCUGUCGCGGCCGCUGCACGUGCCGCCACGGGACGGCGGCGGCGGGGGGGAGGGAGGGAGCGGUCGGGCUGGCGGCGGCGCGAGCAGCCGUGGCGGCGGCGACGGAAGUGUGUGGGGCGGUGACGACGCCAGGAGCCAGGCCGCCUCCUCUGUGUACUCCGCGGGGCGCUCCGUCGCGGGAGGCGGGGCCGCCAAGUCGGUUGUGUUCUCCCUCAACGACGACGGCGCAGACCUGGACAGGUACCGUGCCGGCAGCGAUGACGGCGCCGACCCAGGGGGCGAUGCGGCGGAUGCGGCGUUCCAUGCCGCCUUCCCUCGACUGUCCACACUGCGGUCCCACAUGUCCAAGCCGCUCACCAGCCUGUGGGCGCCGCUGCUGGUGGACCGCCACGAUGGCACGCCGCUGCCGCUGUUCGGAGUGGUGGACCCGGUCACCGGGCAGCCGCUGCCGUCGGGAGCCUCGGCGGGCGGCGCGGGGCCGGCAGCAGGUGCGGGGCCGGCAGCAGGUGCGGGGCCGGCAGCAGGUGCGGGGCCGGCAGCAGGGACCGGCCGGGCCGGCAGCGACGACGGCAGCCCGGAGCGUGGCGGCGGUGACGGCGGCGGCGGCGGCGGCGGCGGCACCAGCCUGGUCUCCACCGCCACCACCAUCUCUCGCCUGCAGCGGCCCGGCACCACCACACGCUGGUCGCCGGCAGUGCGGCGAAUGCGGCCCGUGGCGGAGGACGAGCAGCAGCAGGGCGGCGGCGGCGGCCGCGCCGCCGCCGCCCCUGACGGCCAUGCCCCCGGUGUCGGUGCGGGUGGCGGCGGCGGCGGCAUCAACGUGCGUGUUGAGUUUGAGACGCACUGCCCGCACACGGCGGGGGCGUUGGUGCAGGGCCUGAAGACGGUGGCGGGUGGAGGCGACGGCAGUGCGGGAUCGGUUGUGUCCGUUGCCAGGAGCGGCGGCGGCGGCGGCGGCGCUGGUUCUGGAGGUGCCAGCGGGUCGCCGUUUGGUGGCGCGUACGGUGCUCGUGCCGCCACGGGUGCUGCGCUGGGGCCUUCAGCAUCAUUGCCGCGGCUAGGUGCAAACGCCUCCACAGCCGUUGCUGGUUCGCUUGCAGUGGGUGGCGGCGGCGGUGGCGGCCGCAGGCCCACUGCCAACGCCCGGCCCGGCACCGCGCCGGCCGCUGCGGCAAACGGUGGCGGCCGCGGGGCCGGCGGCGCCAGGGCACUGCUUCAGCAGCAGCGGGCUGCGCUGGCGGCUGCCUCGUCCACGUCUGCUUCUGGUGGCGGCGGCGGCGGCGGCGGCGGCGGCGGCGGCGCCAAUGGCGGCGGUGGCGGCGGGGCCAUGCUGCAUCAGGUGGCGGCGCUGAUGGCGAACAUGGACGUAGCCAAGGCGGUGCAACUGCGAAACGAGCUGGGCGCUAUCAAUGGACCGGCCUCACCUGCGGGCGUGGGAGCGGGAGCGGGUGGUGGAGGCGGGGCGGGGACGCUGGGUCGUUCCAAGUCGCGGGGGGCUGGGGGAGGAGGUGGUGGUGGAGGGGGAGGCGGCGGAGGGCCGUUGCGGUCCCCCACGCUCCUGCGACAGACGACCACCACCACCACACGCGGGGACGCAAUGUCCGUCAAGUCGGGUCGUAGUCGGAGAGCCGUGUCCACCGCCGCGCCCUCCAUCUCCGGCGUGUCCUCGCGCUUCGCCUGGGACGGCCACGACAGCGAGGACGGCGACGAGGAGUCGUACUGGGGCGGCGGCGAUUCGGGCGGGGAGAGCCGCGCCGGCGGGGGGUUCGGGUGGGUUAACGCGGCGGGGCAGGAGCAGCUCCGCGACUUCCAAGCGCCGCGUGUGGCCAUGUGGGCUGCCGUACCUGGAUCCAAGAUCUCUGAAGAGCUGUACCCCAUCUACCGGCUUGAGAGCGGCGAGCCCGUGCACAUCUACCGCCGCCGCAAGGACCGUGUGGACGAGAUACGGCCGGCGGGGCUGCCGCAAACCUCGGCCCCCGACGCCACGGCGGGCAGCUACGUGCGUGAGGAGGCGGCGGCUCGCGACAUCCUGGCGCGUGCGGGCGAGAUGCCACUGGAGCCGGAGCCGCCCGCGCCGGCGGCGCCGCUGGGGCCGCCCAAGCCCGACCACAGCGUGCUGCGGGACCCGCGCGAUUGGCUGCUGCUGCACGUGAAGCUGCAUCCGCGCAAGAAGCACCGGGCCCGGGGCUACACGCUGGAGGAGGAGGACGUGCCGCCGGUGGCGCCGUGGCGGGGGCUGGGCAAGUCCGUGUUUGGCGGCCGGCCCAAGGAGAACGACUCUCGCGCCUUCACCAACCGCCCCGGCAUUGAGCGAGACAUAUUCGACAAGGACUGGUUGCGGGCCAACGCCAAGAAGAGGUUCGGACAGCUCAUCACCAAGCACUGCCCAGGCGGCACUGCACAGGCGGAGCAGGUGCGGGCGCUGGUGAAGGAGCGCUACGGCCAGCUGCUGCUCAUAUUCGACUACUACAGCGUCAUGUGCGCCGGCUCCGCCGACCCCUUCUCCAUGCACCUGGUGGCCUGGGGCGCGCUGAUGGCGCAGUGCGGCGUGUGCGAGCGCGAGGGCGGCGGCCGCGGCGAGGGCGAGGCGGGCGGCAGCGCGGUGCGACCCGCGGACCUGGACCGCAUCUUCCUGGCAGCAAACUACGAGGAGGACAAGGCCAGCGAGGAAAGCAAGGCCAACCUGGACAACGCGCUGAUGCGGUUUGAGUUCAUUGAGGCGCUCCUCCGCACCGCCGUGGCCAAGUACCUCACGCCGGCAGGGGCGGCGGUGGAUGCAUCCGCAAAACGAGGAGGCGGCGGCGGCGGCGGCAGUGGCAGGGCCAGCCCAGGCCCGGGCGGCAGCGUACGCCCCGGCUCAGGCCGGGCGGCGGCGGCGGCGGCGGUUGUCAAAGACGUGAAACUGCCGCUCGAGAGCGAGUCGGCGGCGGCGGCGGCGGCGGCUGAGGCGGCGGCGGCGGCUGGGGGUGGUGUUCCGGCGGCGGGGCCGCCGCCCAUUGAGGUGCCUGCAGUGGACUUGGCCGCAAUCAGCGAAGACGCAGGUGGCGGCUCUCCCACCACCUCCGCCACCGGCCCCCCCUCCGGCGCCUGGACCAAGGCCCGCGACGGCGCGCUCACGCCGCCGGCGCUGCUGCCCGCCGGCUCCGGGCCCGGGCCCGGCACGCCCACCCUUGGCGGCGGCAGCGGCGGCAGCCUGGCGACCCGCUCUGCGUGGGAGCCAGUGGUCGACUUGGCGGGGGCUGUGCGGCGGCUGCUGGACGAGUGCAUCAUCCCGCGGGUGGUGCCGGGGGCGCUGGUGGAUCCGGAUGAGUUCCGGGAGAUGCGGCUGUACACACAGGACGUGGACGAGCUGUACGACAAACACGCAGCGCUGCUCAAGGCCAUCUACGGCCAUUACAAGGACCUUGCUCGUGACAGCGGCGCCGCGGGCUGGCUGGACCUGCCCGAGUGGCUUGAGCUGCUGGGUGAAGGCCGCCUGUACCACUCCCACUUCACCGUGAGGGAGGCGCGGCUGGCCUUCGUGUGGAGCAGGAUGAGGUACUAUGAUGAGCUGUCUGGCGGCCGCGCCUCACUGGCCCGGGCCAAGGCUCUGAGCUAUGUGGAGUUCCUGGAGGCACUGGGCCGCACCGCAGACCUCAUCAGCCCGCCGCCGCCCCAGCAGCUGGACAAGCUGGGCUUCCGUGGCGCCCACCCCACCUACGACUACUACGAGGCGGUGCGUGUGGACCCCGGCCUGCUACAGCCCGACCGCGGCAGUAGCGGCUUCCACGCGCCCAAGAGCCGCCGCCUGGCUGCCAAGCUGGAGCAGGUGCUGGAGGUGGUGGUGUGCGGGCUCAAAGACCUGUUUGGGGCCAACACGCCCGAGCAGCUGAUUGCGAAGCUGAAGCAGCCGAGGCCGCGGGGCUACAAGAUCAAGAAGGGAGGCGGAUGAGGCGGCGGUGGGGAGGGGGAAGGAGGUUGGGUAGUGGGAGGGAGAUGGGGGAGGGAGGAAGGGGCGGGAGGAGAAGCGGGAGAGGGGGGAGGAGUGGGGAAUGGAGGAUGCGUGGCAGUGUGGAGGGUGGUGUGUGUUUGUGCGUGGGUAAGUCUGCUGUGCAUGCGCUUUGAGACACGCGGUGGAGGAUUGGGGCGAGAUAGGCGGCAGGAUGCCAAUGAUUGCUGUGGUGUGUCCCCAUGCAUAACAUACGGUAUUAUACUGGUUACGUUGGCUGUUGGCUCAACAGCAUAAGCGGUAGGCGGUGAGCAACGUCUGCAAGCAAGAAAGGAGUUGAGGAUAAAGUUUAUUAAAUAUGAUGAGGGGGCGGCUGGUGCGCCCGCCGCGGUCCGGUCCCAUACAUGAAAAUGGUC